This is a messenger RNA of Pistacia vera, 1586 nucleotides long. RefSeq lists its product as uncharacterized. The record is from RefSeq and is a predicted model, not a curated record. NCBI's taxonomy places the organism in Eukaryota, Viridiplantae, Streptophyta, Magnoliopsida, Sapindales, Anacardiaceae. Bases 408 to 1580 code for a protein of 390 amino acids. The transcript has 3 exons.
AUCGCCGGUGACGAGAAUAUCACCGGAGAAAUGAAUAUUCCGGUGACAUUAUCCUCUUCUAUAUCUACACGCAAUGUCCUUAUCUCCGAUCAUCGCCGCCACGUCUUCCACGAAAAGCCUUACGCUUGUUCUACAUAGUCUGCAAGUUAUUCCUUUCUUUCUCAUUGAAAGGUAUUCGUUUUUGGCCUUUUGCUGAUUCUUCGGUAGAUUUACUUAAACAAUCGGCUAAGUUUGAGGUUUUUAUUUUUGAGAGUUUUGUGUCGUUUCUGGUACUGAGUAGAGGAGCUAGAUUGUAGAGGGUUAAUGUGUAUAUAUAAACAACAAAACACUGUGGACUUUUGUGCGAAGCUAGUUAGUUAAGAGUACUCACUAUAGAACAGCGUAAUCUUUUAUAUUUAAGCCUGGUUAUGCCUUUUCCGAUGAAGAUCCAACCGAUUGAUAUCGAUUCUGAUGCACUCAAAGAACCAAUAAUUAGACCGGAGUCAACUAAACCUGUGCUGAAAUCGCGGCUCAAGAGGCUGUUCGACCGCCAGUUUCCAAGCGUUUUGAGAAUUUCAUCUACUGAGAGACAGCCUUCUACAGCUGCUGUAGGUGGUGAACCGCAACUUACUAAAGACGCGGCCAACGGAACCGAGUUCGAGCCUAGCUCACUUUGUUUGGCCAAAAUGGUUCAGAAUUUCAUCGAAGAAACCAACGAGAAACAAUCCAAUGCAAAAUGUGGCCGUAAUCGCUGCAAUUGCUUUCACGUAAACGGUAAUGACAGUUCCGAUGAUGAAUUCGACGUCUUCAACGGCUUUUCCGAUUCAUUCAACGGCGGAUCGUUCAGCGACUCAUCUGAUAUACUAAAGAGCUUGAUACCUUGCCCCAGUGUGGCGGAGAGAAACCUAUUGGCUGACACGGCGUUAAUUGUCGACAAAAACAGCAAGAAUCACAAAAGGAAAGACGAUUUAAGAAAGAUUGUCACCGAAGGAUUAUCAUCUCUCGGCUAUAAUUGCUCAAUCUGCAAAUCGAAAUGGGACAAGUGUCCUUCAUUCCCCGCUGGUGAAUACGAGUAUAUCGAUGUGAUUGUAGAUGGUGAGAGGCUGUUGGUUGAUAUUGACUUUAGAUCGGAAUUUGAAAUUGCGAGAUCGACCGGUUCUUACAAGGCGAUCCUGCAAUCGUUGCCGUACAUUUUCGUCGGCAAACCGGAGAGGAUUGGACAGAUUGUGUCAAUCGUGUCGGAGGCGGCCAAGCAAAGCUUGAAGAAGAAAGGCAUGCAUUUUCCACCUUGGAGGAAAGCGGAGUACAUGCGUGCCAAGUGGCUCUCUCCCUUCACCGUAACCUCGUGUCGCAACGACUCCGUUUCACUGACCAAAACCGAGACGGAGAGUGAUGAAUGUUUGUUUGCGGCAGAGAGCGAUGAUUGCUGUGGAGAACUGGAGCUGAUUUUUGGUGAGAAAACGGCGCCGUCAGAAUCACCAAUAAAAAAAUCAAAUGAGGUGACGAUGACGUGGCAGCCGCCGGCGGUGAAACCGAAGACUGUAGAGAGAAGACCAAAGAUGGUGACCGGACUAGCUUCUCUGUUAAAAGAGAAGCCCUGAAAAAAA